Messenger RNA from Aegilops tauschii subsp. strangulata, 1131 nucleotides. RefSeq names its product ras-related protein Rab5A. Gene Ontology annotation, molecular function: GTPase activity; GTP binding. NCBI's taxonomy places the organism in Eukaryota, Viridiplantae, Streptophyta, Magnoliopsida, Poales, Poaceae. The record is from RefSeq and is a predicted model, not a curated record.
AAUAUAUUCUUAAGCCAAAAAAUAAGGAGAAACGCAUUUCACACGCGCAGAGCCAACAACCAAUUCCCCAAUUCGCCUCCUCGCGUGCGGUUUGAUCCGGCUCAAGGUUCCGCGAGAACACAGCCCUAAUCCGGCGUCGAAUCCGAUGGCCGCCAGCGCCGGCAGCAAGAUCCGCAACGCCAAACUGGUUCUUCUUGGCGAUGUGGGUGCUGGGAAAUCCAGCCUGGUGCUUCGGUUUGUAAAAGGACAAUUUGUUGAGUUCCAGGAAUCGACAAUUGGAGCGGCUUUCUUCUCUCAAACCUUGGCUGUUAAUGACGAGACUGUGAAGUUUGAAAUCUGGGAUACUGCUGGGCAGGAGAGGUAUCACAGCUUGGCCCCCAUGUACUAUAGGGGUGCUGCCGCAGCUAUAGUUGUCUAUGACAUCUCGAACCAGGCAUCCUUCACCCGAGCAAAGAAAUGGGUUCAAGAACUUCAAGCUCAAGGAAACCAGAAUACAGUAGUGGCUCUUGCUGGCAACAAAGCUGAUUUGCUCGAGGCGAGGGAGGUUCAAAUAGAGGAAGCCAAGACAUAUGCGCAGGAGAAUGGCCUCUUCUUCAUGGAAACUUCUGCUAAAACUGCAACCAAUGUGAAUGACAUAUUUUAUGAGAUUGAUGUUAACGUUUCAUCGAUUCCCAUUGCAGCAAAGAGAUUGCUGCAGGGGCAGGCGGCGCAGAACCCACAGGCAGCGGGGAUGGUUCUCUCCCAGAGACCCAAUGAGAGAGUGGUCAGCGCGGCUUCGUGCUGCUCCUCCUGAAGCAUCGUAAAUUUGGUCACAUUCGUCGUCUGUGAGAAAUUUUGGGAGAGGAAUCUCGACAAACUAUCUUGAAAGCGCCUCUUGAUCCUGUGCCUUAUCUGAUAUAGUCUAAGCGCUACCGUGCCCGCCUGUCUUUUCUUUUUUGUUCAUGCGUUUGUCAUGUAAAUGCCCAUACUAGAAUGCCUUUUCAGAUAUCGCAAGUGAGAUACCAAAAUUCGUAAGCGAGAGUUACCUCCAAAGUGGCUUGAUUGUGUCUGCUCCCCAAGUUUGAUGUUCAGAGAGUAUGUAACAGGCUAUUCAACAGAGAAUACAGCUGCGUCGUGUGCGUUGGAAUUUUA